This is a messenger RNA of Rhododendron vialii, 1501 nucleotides long. Its product is annotated as homeobox-leucine zipper protein HAT4-like. Gene Ontology annotation, biological process: regulation of DNA-templated transcription. Lineage: Eukaryota; Viridiplantae; Streptophyta; Magnoliopsida; Ericales; Ericaceae. The transcript is spliced from 4 exons. Gene Ontology annotation, molecular function: DNA-binding transcription factor activity, RNA polymerase II-specific; sequence-specific DNA binding. Bases 165 to 1127 code for a protein of 320 amino acids. Gene Ontology annotation, cellular component: nucleus. The record is from RefSeq and is a predicted model, not a curated record.
ACCCCUCUCUCUAUCACUUCCCCAUCAUCCCCCACACUCCUCUCUGCAAUACCCAUUACCCACUGCAUCUCUCUCUCUCUCUCUCUCUCUCUACAAACCCAGUACUCUCUGAUAACCCACCCACUGCCUCUUGUUUCCUUUCAACUGGUAUUCUAAUUGACAAGAUGACGGUUGAGAAGGAAGACUUGGGUCUGAGCCUGAGCUUGAGCUUCCCACAGAAUCGUACUAGUUCAGUGCUUCAGCUGAAUCUCAUGCCUUCUUCUUCUUCUUCACCUUCGGCACCUUUCGUUACUCAAACCCCCUCUUGGAUCGAUAACUUCCCUUCCUUGGAUCGAAACACGGACGCAUGCAGGGGCGAGGUCAGGUCGUUCCUGAGGGGAAUCGACGUGAAUCGGCUGCCGUCGACGGCGGCCGACGGCGAGGAAGAGGCCGGAGUCUCGUCGCCGAUCAGCACGGUGUCGAGCGUGAGCGGGAAGAGGAGCGAGAGAGAUCAGGGGAACGGGGACGAUAACGAUAACGAGAUGGAGAGGUCUUGUUCUCGCGGGAUCAGCGACGAGGAGGACGGCGACGCCGCCCGGAAGAAGCUCCGGCUGUCGAAAGACCAGUCGGCCGUCCUCGAAGAGAGCUUCAAAGAACACAACACUCUCAACCCCAAGCAGAAGCUAGCCUUGGCUAAACGUCUAGGCCUCAGACCGCGUCAGGUGGAGGUGUGGUUCCAGAACAGGAGAGCAAGGACAAAGUUGAAGCAGACUGAGGUUGACUGUGAGUUCCUCAAGAGAUGCUGCGAGAACCUGACCGAAGAGAACCGGAGGUUACAGAAGGAAGUUCAGGAGCUGCGGGCCCUCAAACUGUCCCCGCAGUUCUACAUGCAGAUGACCCCACCCACCACCCUCACCAUGUGCCCUUCAUGUGAGCGUGUCGCGGCCCCGCCUCCUCCCUCCUCUUCCGGCUCACAACCAAUGCCGGCGGACCGCCCUCGGCCCCACCAGAUGGGCCACGUCCACACUCGGCCCGUCCCCGUCAACUCCGUCAACCUGUGGGCCGCCUCCGGCCCGUCUCACACCUUCACCGGCCGUUCAAUGAUUCCCUCGCUCGAUCGCAAUAGCCUCGUCGGUCCAAGGGCCUAACGGUCACUUGAAUAAUCUAAAUCGUAAUCUCAGCAUUUACAUCAUGGGUUAAUUGGAAAGAAGAAAAAAUGUAAUCUAUAUGGGGUCGAUCGAAGAUAUGAUUUCGCGGCGGAUGUGAUUUGGUGGGUCUCCAUAUGUUUUGUUUUGUUCACCCACUUUCGUGACUGUUUAGUUUUAGUCUUAAUUUAAGUACUACUAAUUUUUAGUACUUUUAAAAAAAAAAAAAUGAGGGGAGAGAGAAAUAGAAAUGGUGAUGGGUAGGAGAGGGACUUUGGACGGUUGUAAAGUGAAUUAGUAUUUAUGACUAAUUUAAGUUAGUUUUAUUGGUUUAAAUAUUACUAAGUGAUGAGUAAAACUAUCCUGAUUUUAUGCAA